Molecule: messenger RNA, 735 nt
Organism: Paramecium tetraurelia
Lineage: Eukaryota; Ciliophora; Oligohymenophorea; Peniculida; Parameciidae
Exons: 4
Source: RefSeq, a predicted model, not a curated record
AUGAAGGUUGAACUUAGACCAAGCAAACAAGGAGGCUUAUACAGUCUGAAUCUUGGGUAGAACAAUGGUCCAUAUCUGCCAAAGGACAUCAUGCUCACCAAUUAAAAAUCUCUAAAGCUCCUCCAAGGAGAUGAAGUCAGCAAAUCAGUAUCUCAAGUGCUCACAAGAGCUGGAAUGGGGUAACUUUAUGAGCCUCCAGAUAUCUAUGAUGAGAAAUCGAAAUAAUUUGUUAAUUUGGAUGAAAAGUACAAAACCAGAAUGAGUGCAAGUGACAAUGUGGCUGCUAUGAGUACAUUAUACACAACAUCAAUCAAACAAUUGCAAGACUCUUUGUAGGAAUACAAAGAGCUAAUUAAAAAAACUGAGGAAGAACUCAAAAACAUGAAUGAAAAAAUUAAUAAUGACAAUAUUACUAAUAUACGGGAAUUAUAACCUAUGCUUAAGAGUUUUCAUAGCAAAUUAAAGGAGAGACUUCACGAUGAGAAGAAUGAGAAUUAUAAAUUGAUGAGAGAAAUUGAAGGAUUGAAUAGAGAUAAAUUAUAAAUUCAAUAAUCCAUUCUAUUUUCACAUAAAAGAAUCAUGGAAUUAGAAAAAUUGGUUGGCAUUCAGCAUAAAACGGAUUCCCUAUUUGCUUAAAAGAUUUAGGAAGAAGAUGCAAACGAAAACGAAAACGAAGACGAACUAGACAACUCUCAAAAGGAUCAAGACUCUCAAAUGUCUGAGUCAUAUGACUGA